CGAAUUUCCUUGGGAAUGGACGCGCCUGGUAGGGGUAGCGCGGGAUUCAGGGUCGAAAUUGCACGGUGGUUGAAAAGCAUCGGACACCAGUCGAGGACAGGCGGUCUCGCGUUUAACUGGUCCAUCAAUUCCAUGUCGCCUCUGGUCCUGUUCUUUCAUUACGGAGUUCUGGCCAUCAUUUUCGGGAACGGUUUCGGGGAUGAACACGAAUACAGACUGACGAAGUAUCUGCUCGAUGGAUACGACGCCGGUGUACGGCCGGCUAAAAAUUCCUCCCAACCGUUGGCGGUCGUCUUUGGUCUCUCCCUUCACCAUAUAAUCGACGUGGACGAGAAGAACCAGAUACUGACGACCAACUGUUGGGUGACGCAAGUCUGGACGGACCAUCAUCUGAAAUGGAACGCGUCGGAAUUCGCAGGAAUCACAGUGAUCCGUGUUCCUUACAACCGCGUCUGGAGGCCAGACACGAUCUUAUACAACAACGCAGAUCCACAGUACAGUUCGGCAGUCAUCAAUACGAACGUGAUUGUCAGUCACACGGGGAAGGUGGUCUGGUUGAGCCACGGGAUUUUUCGCAGCAGCUGCGACAUCGACGUAGAAUUCUUCCCCUUCGACGAGCAACGCUGCGUCCUGAAAUGGGCCUCCUGGACGUACGAUGGAUAUCAGUUGGAGCUAGAGUGGCAGAGCGAGCAAGGAGACGUGAGCAAUUAUCAGGCGAACGGUGAGUUCGAUCUCGUCGAUUUCUCCGCCAGAAGAAACGUUGAGUAUUACUCCUGCUGCCCGGAACCUUACCCGGACAUCACGUACGAAAUACGAUUGCGACGACGUCCGAUGUUCUACGUAUUCAACCUCAUCCUUCCGUGUAUACUGAUCAACGGUGUCGCUCUGUUGGUAUUCUACGUGCCGUCAGAAUCAGGGGAGAAGGUGACCCUCGGGAUUUCGGCGUUACUCUCCAUGACGGUGUUCCUAAUGACUAUUCGCGAGACACUGCCGCCCACCGAGAAGACACCGUUGAUAAGUCUGUAUUACGGAGUCAGCAUAUGUCUCGUAUCGUUCGCUUCGGGAUUGGCGGUGGUCACUUUAAAUCUUCACCAUCGCGGCGUGCGAGGAACCCGAGUGCCUGGGAUCGUGCGAUCCCUGGUCCUGGACAAACUCGCCAGGAUAGUGUUCCUCAAUUUUCAGGAGGAGAAAAGACCAGAACCAGUCGAUCCGCCCAGGAGGAAAAACAAUUGUCCGUUGCACUGCAAACCGGAACUGGCCCAAUCGUCCUCGCCGAAGUUCGUGGCCAGGAGAGAUGAGAGCAACGGCAGCAGUCCCAGUUUAGAUCUCGGGAAAGAAGGUGGCCUUGAAGCUCAAUGGUCGCGCGUGCUGGGCAGAGUGCACGCGACGAUCGAAAGGAACGAGCGACGGCUCGCGGAGCAGGAUCGUCGCGAGAGGAUGGAGCUGGAUUGGAAACAGGUCGCGUUGGUCAGCGAUCGCGCGUUGCUAUGCGUUUUUUUCCUGACGACGAUCGUCAGUACCACCGUCAUCCUCUGCGGUUCCCCGCCGACCACGAACAUUGCCAAAGAGGGUUGAAACCCCGACAGAUCGAGUUAACUCGAGUAACUUCGGAUAAGAUCGAUGGAUUUAGGUAUUAAGCUCUUAUAAUUCUAAGCGAUUUAGAGGUAAGACGUGUGAAAAUAAAUUCUUCUCCUGUUUUA
Molecule: messenger RNA, 1700 nt
Organism: Ceratina calcarata
Lineage: Eukaryota; Metazoa; Arthropoda; Insecta; Hymenoptera; Apidae
Product: neuronal acetylcholine receptor subunit alpha-10
Biological process (GO): monoatomic ion transmembrane transport
Cellular component (GO): postsynaptic membrane
Molecular function (GO): acetylcholine-gated monoatomic cation-selective channel activity; transmembrane signaling receptor activity
Source: RefSeq, a predicted model, not a curated record